AUGCAUUGCCAUUUUCAAACCUCCAACUCCCUCCCCAUAGUUCCACAAUCCUCCCCUCAAUUGCCUUUCCGUCUUCCCAUUCUUCCUUUCUGCCAUCGCCGGCGACGACCACCACCCCCCCUCCGCCGCCGCCACUCCGCACUUCCACUGUCUCUUCGGGUUUCCAGUUCAGUGGGCUACCAAAUCAGCAACAGUAGCACCAGCAAAGAAGAGGCAGAGAAACUCGUUAGUAGUAAUAAGAGAGUGAGGGCGUACCCGUUUCAUGAAAUUGAGCCCAAGUGGCAGCGUUACUGGGAAGAACACAAGACUUUUAGGACCCCAGAUGAUGAUGAUCUUGAUACCACCAAGCCCAAGUUCUACGUUCUUGACAUGUUCCCUUAUCCAAGUGGAGCUGGUUUACAUGUUGGGCAUCCUCUUGGAUAUACUGCUACAGAUAUCCUUGCUAGAUUUAAACGGAUGCAAGGAUUCAAUGUCCUGCACCCAAUGGGGUGGGAUGCUUUUGGUUUACCUGCAGAACAAUAUGCAAUACAGACUGGUACCCACCCAAAAAUAACUACAAUGAGAAAUAUCGAGCGUUUCCGAGCCCAGCUUAAGUCAUUAGGUUUCUCUUAUGAUUGGGACCGUGAAAUUUCUACCACAGAACCUGAAUACUACAAAUGGACUCAGUGGAUAUUUCUGCAGCUUUUGAAAAGGGGAUUGGCGUAUCAGGCCGAAGUUCCUGUCAACUGGUGUCCUGCACUUGGCACAGUUCUUGCCAAUGAGGAAGUGGUGGAUGGUGUAAGUGAACGAGGGGGACAUCCAGUUAUUAGGAAGCCUAUGCGGCAAUGGAUGUUGAGGAUUACUGCCUAUGCUGAUAGUCUACUUGAAGAUUUAGAUGACCUGGACUGGCCUGAUAGCAUUAAGGAAAUGCAGAGAAACUGGAUAGGGAGGUCAGAAGGGGCAGAGGUGGACUUUGAUGUAAUAAUUGCUGAUGGCCAGCAAUCAAGUGAAAAAAUUACAGUUUAUACCACAAGGCCUGAUACCAUCUUUGGGGCAACGUACUUAGUUCUUGCGCCUGAGCAUAAACUUGUGUCUUCAAUAAUAUCAGAGGCCCAAAGAAAACAUGUGGAGGAGUAUGUAGAACUUGCUGCUAGAAAGAGUGACCUUGAGAGGACUGAACUUCAAAAGGAGAAGACGGGGGUUUUUACUGGUUGCUAUGCAAGAAAUCCGGUCAAUGGAGAAGCUGUUCCAAUUUGGAUUGCUGAUUAUGUUUUAGGAAGCUAUGGGACUGGAGCAAUAAUGGCAGUACCAGCUCAUGAUGAGAGAGAUCAUGAGUUUGCUUUGAAGUAUGAUAUUCCAAUUCGUGGAGUCGUGAUGCCGGAUAAUGAAAGUUUUACUGGGUUUGAAAACAAUCCUUAUUCUGGUCCAGGGACUGUGAGAAAUUCAUCAAGCUCAGCUUCAGGGCUUGAUGUCAAUGGAUUACCCAAUAAAGAGGCUGCUUUCCGCAUAACUGAAUGGCUUGAGCAAACUGGAAAUGGGAAAAGAAAGGUUAACUUCAAGUUGCGGGACUGGCUUUUUGCUAGACAACGUUAUUGGGGAGAGCCUAUCCCAGUUAUUUUUUUGGAUGAUACUGGUGAAACUGUCCCACUUCCUGAAAUAGAGUUGCCAGUUACCCUCCCAGAGUUGGAUGAUUUUACUCCAACUGGAUCAGGAGAACCACCUCUUGCAAAGGCAGCAUCUUGGGUUAUAACAUACGAUCCUUCUUCGGGGAGACCUGCUAAGCGGGAGACCAACACUAUGCCACAAUGGGCUGGAUCAUGCUGGUAUUAUCUGAGAUUUAUGGACCCAAAAAAUUCCAAAAGGUUGGUUGAUGAAGAAAAAGAAAGAUAUUGGAGCCCAGUUGAUGUGUAUGUUGGGGGUGCAGAGCAUGCUGUUCUUCAUUUACUUUAUGCUCGGUUUUGGCACAAGGUUCUUUAUGAUAUUGGAGUGGUAUCAACCAAGGAACCUUUCCAUUGUGUCAUUAAUCAAGGCAUCAUCCUGGGAGAAGUUGAAUAUAUGGCAUGCCGAGAUCCUGAUGGGAACUUGAUCUCUGCAGAUUCUGUUGAGGAGUCAACUGAGUACACUCAAGAAAAAGUUGCUGAAGAACAGGUUACAAAAUCCGGUGAUUUCUUUGUUCUUAAAGACAACCCAACCAUUCGAGUAACUGCUAGGGCUCACAAGAUGAGCAAAAGUAGGGGAAAUGUCGUAAAUCCAGAUGAUGUUGUUUUGGAGUUCGGUGCAGAUUCUCUUCGUCUAUAUGAAAUGUUCAUGGGCCCACUGCGUGACUCAAAACCAUGGAAUACGAGUGGUAUAGAAGGGGUUCAUCGCUUUUUAGCAAGAGCAUGGAGAUUAAUUGUUGGUUCACCAUUACCUAAUGGUGAUUUUAAAGAGGGGACAGUUGCAAUCGAUGAAGAACCUUCUGCAGAACAACUUCGUGCUCUUCAUAAAUGCAUAGAUAAGGUAACAUUGGAAAUCGAAGCAACAAGGUUCAAUACUGGUAUAUCUGCAAUGAUGGAGUUCAUCAAUGCUGCAUAUAAGUGGGAGAUACUUCCACGGUCAACUGCGGAGGCGUUUGUUUUGUUGCUUUCUCCGUAUGCACCACACAUGGCAGAAGAGCUCUGGUCUCGCCUGGGACACUCGAAUUCGCUUGCUUAUGAACCUUUUCCCAAGGCUAAUCCUGAAUAUUUGAAAGAAUCAACAGUCACCCUUCCGGUUCAGAUCAACGGGAAGACGAGGGGUACGAUCCAGGUGGAUAAGCAAUGCUCGGAGGACGAAGCAUUUAGGUUAGCUUGUACAGAUUCAAAACUAUCCAAAUUUUUGGAUGGUCAACGGAUAAAAAAGAGGAUUUACGUCCCGGGGAAAAUUCUAAACGUCAUUUUAGAUCUGCAAAAGGUCAAGGUUGGUCAACGGUAA
Messenger RNA from Oldenlandia corymbosa var. corymbosa, 2931 nucleotides. The record is from the annotation of a GenBank genome assembly. Lineage: Eukaryota; Viridiplantae; Streptophyta; Magnoliopsida; Gentianales; Rubiaceae.